This is a messenger RNA of Vollenhovia emeryi, 6065 nucleotides long. Its product is annotated as arginine-glutamic acid dipeptide repeats protein. Gene Ontology annotation, molecular function: transcription corepressor activity. The coding region runs from base 694 to 5307 and encodes 1537 amino acids. The record is from RefSeq and is a predicted model, not a curated record. The transcript is spliced from 7 exons. Lineage: Eukaryota; Metazoa; Arthropoda; Insecta; Hymenoptera; Formicidae. Gene Ontology annotation, cellular component: nucleus.
AAUAUUAUACUUUGAAUCAUAUAUUGACGGAUUACACGAGCUGGAUGCCCUAAUUUUGUCAGUUACUUUAUAUCGCUGGUAUAUAGAAAUAUCGCGAUUUACCUCUUGUGUUUAUUUCAGUUCGUAGAGCUUGAGAAGAUUGAGUUUUCAGGGUGCCGCGGGGGGAGGGAGGGGGAAGUAGAGAUUACCUUGAUAUUCGCUUUUGCAUCGGGGAAACUUUUCCGUCGUUUUUUUUUUUUCGUUUGAAGCGCGUCUGAAACUUAACGUUCUAACGAGCCGUUUGUAACUUGCAUCACAAUUUCUCGAGAGUCAACGGCGCGCGAUGGAUCUGUUUUCAUGGUUCAACACCGGCGAGUACGGCGAAAAAGCAAAGCAAAAAGAAAAUCCCCCCAGGUUCGCGUUAACGCCGUGGAAAAUUGUCACCGGGUUUUAGCGCUUGCGGUUGUGUCUCCGUAAGCAGAGGGGGCGAUGCAUACAUGUAGUUUCCUUAUAUAUUGUUUCUUCUUUUUUUUUUUAAUACAAAGUCGAGGCGAGCAUGUUAGCAGUUAUAUGUUGUUGCCAAAUCGUCAUUCAAUCAUAUUGAUGGCAUAACUAUACGGUUCAGGGGGUGGAUGAUAGGAAUUUACUGAAAGUCCAAGAUCAAAGCCGCUCAAAACGCUGGAGAAAGACGGAGCAGCUUCGGAGGAGGGGGAGAUGUCUGCUGGCACCCAGGGCGAGAUUCGGGUUGGCCCUACGCAUCAGGCCCGUUUGCCUGAGUAUCGGUCGGGUAUACCCCCGGGAGAGCUGCCACCCGACCCAGAGUUCGCCAAGGAGCGCGAGGAACUAAAAUGGGUACCAGCAAUGGCAUUGGACGGGGACCUUGUCAUGUACUUGAGGGCAGCCCGUUCAAUGGCCGCGUUCGCCGGCAUGUGUGACGGCGGUUCUCCAGAGGACGGUUGCCAGGCUGCCUCCCGAGACGACACUACCAUCAAUGCGUUGGACACCCUGCACAGUUCUGGCUAUGAUCCCGGUAGGGCGCUCCAGGCACUCGUCAAAUGUCCCAUACCGAAAAGCGUCGACAAGAAGUGGUCCGAGGACGAAACUAAGCGAUUCGUCAAGGGCCUUCGGCAGUUCGGAAAGAACUUUGCGCGCAUUAGGAAGGACCUCCUGCCGCACAAAGAUACGCCGGAGCUCGUCGAAUUCUAUUAUUUAUGGAAGAAGACCCCGGGCGCAAAUAACAAUCGGCCACACCGACGACGCAGGCAGAGCUCGCUGCGGCGAAUUCGCAAUACGCGCAACUCACGCGCCGGCACACCGAAGGAGGAGGUACCCACGCCAACCAAGGACGCACAGCCGACGGCCAACAUUAACGCGAAGGAGGCCGCGUCCGAGGCUGAGACCGUGCCGGUCGGCACUCCGGCCAGCCACAAUCCCGGCGGCGAGAUCAGUUCCGUGACCGAGGACGACAAUUCGGAGGAGGACAGCGACUCGCGCGACACCAAUACGAACGGCACGGCGCACUCGUGCCAGCACUGUUUCUCCACCAGCUCGAAGGACUAUCAGGUGGCCGGCAAGGAUCGGUUGUUACUCUGUGCGGAAUGUCGGUCGCACCUGAAGAAGAGCGGGGAACUGCCACCCGCGCCGCCUUAUCUGUUCCGCCCGGUGCCGGCGGAAUCGCCUGAGAGUCCCGGUAGGAUGCGCACGCGGAACAAGGCCAAGGAGACACCGAGACCAGCGAGACCGCGACGAACCGGUGGCACGGACACGCCCGAUCAGGAGAAGCAGCAGCAACAGCAGCAGCAGCAGACGCCCGACAAGAGUAAGAAGAAGUCGUCCGGCAAAGCGGACACGCCCAAGAAGGGCCAGAAGCGUUCGAGUCAGGUGGACGACGCCUGCAACGACGAGGACAAGGACGCGCAGAAGCGGAAGCGCGGCGGUGGCGAACGGCCCGACAGUCCGUCCGAAUCUCUCACUACCGACAGCAACUCCCUGAUGGACGAGCCGGAGAGGGAAACGGAGGGCGACGCAAACGAGAAUCAACCGACGCCGCCAACGGUCGCCGGUGUAGCCGGGGCGGAGGAGCCCGUGAGUAGUCCGGCCGUUACGACGCCCGAGGAGCCGUCCGAGCCGACGCCGGCGUCCACUCCGGUGCCAGCUGUGAUACAGAGCCUGCCGAUAUCGGUGCCGGUGAUACACAGUCUGGAGAAGAAGCCGGCCGUCUUGCUAGAUCAGGAGCCGGUCGAUCAGAGCAAGAUGAUGGACCAGGCGGAGGACUUGCCGUUAGCCAUGACUCAACCGUUGAAGUUGGACUCGAUGCCAAUUGAAUCGGCGAUGUCGCCGACGAUGUCCAGCGAGGACAUGGGCAAGGAACCCGAGCCGACGCAACUGAACCUGAGCACGUCCGCGCAGCAGGUCGGACCGGGUCCCAACGACGCCGGUCCGGCUACGGCUCGCAAUCUGUCGCAAACUAUACCCGGUAUCAUAACGAGCGUGGGCUCGCAGGCGACUAUGCCAAGCUCGCAGAUCCCGGUGAUAUCGCCCAGUCAGCAACAGAGUGCUGGCGUCGGUGGGCUGCCGACGAGUCUGAGUAUGCAGUACGUACAACCGCCGCCGCCGCCGUUGCCGGUGCAGAACGUGCCGCAGAAUUUGUCGCAGAGCAUACCGCCGCAGAUGGCGCCGAAUAGCGUUCCGCCCAGCGCGCAGAAUAUGGGACCAACGAAUCUUCGUAGUCACGUGACCGAGAGUUUGCAGAGUUCCGCGCAAACGAUGCCGCAGAGCAUGACGGGACCACCGCCAUUGAACCUAAACAUCUCGCAGAGCGUAGUGUCGGCCGGCAUCGGCGGCCCGCUGGGGCACAUGCCGUCGAUACCGAGCCCGCCGUCGCAGCCUCUCGGCCUGACCGUCAUGUCGUCCGACAACAGAAACGCCGAGAGACUGGCGGACGACAGACUGUCGGCGAGCGAGCGGGCUCGAGACAGCAGAGUUCCCGACUCCCGCCUGGUACCGGAUCGUAUCCCCGAACGGACGAGCGAGAACAACGAGCCGGAACGAUCGGAGCCAAGUAAUCUGUUCCAACCGAUACAGUCCGGCGGAAUGCUGCCGAUGGAGAAACCUGUGGGUAUCUACAAUCUGGCCGGGACGCCGCCGAUGGAACCGCAGAACUUGAAGAUCAAGCAGGAGAUCAUACCGCCGGAGCCGGACCCUCUGCAGAGUCUAAAGGAGGUCAAGGUGCCGGGCUUCCAAAGUUCCUCCUUCCCCGGUCCGAGCCUGGACAACAUCAAGAAGGAUCCGGACGGUACGAGCAAACCGCCGACGCCGAGCAAGCACUCCGUGCCGCCCGUUAGCCAGGCGGUGCCGUCGAUACAGCCGGUCGCGGCGUCGCCGACACCCACGCCGACACCGACGCCGAGUCUACCACCGCCGCCCAGCUCGAUCCCACAACCGGUGAUGCAUCCCGCGCAGCAACCUAGCCCACACAUGGCGCAUCCCUUCCAUCCGCAUCAUCCGCUGAUGCACCACUCGCUGUUCACCGCCAUGCACCCGUAUCAUCCUCACGCCUAUCCGGGAUACGCGCCGGUGGGAGGCUACCCGUCCUUCCCGCCGUAUGCCUACGGCCCAGUGCCUCACGCCAUUCCACCGCCCUCGCCGCAGCGCAGCCAGGAGAGCAGCAACGCCAUGAUGACGGCGCAUCACGCCAGCACCAGCUCGAGCGUCGCGAGCAGAGAGGAGGGCGAGAACCUAAUCGCGAGUCACCACCACUCGUCCAGCAUGCAUCAGCAGCCGACCAAUUUGCACCACGACAAGCUGCUGAGCAUCUCCUCUCACAGCUCCCACAGCCAUUCCUCGUCGCACAGUUCGCACAGUAGCCAGCGCAAGGCGUCUCAGCUGGUCUCGGCCACGUGCCUGACGUCGUCGAGCUCCGGGCACCAUCAUCAUCGUCAGCCGCAAUCGCAGCAGCCGCAGGUCGUGCCCGAGCCCAAGAUCGAGCAGGACAUGGACGUGGAACACGAGGAGUCCGUCAGUCCCCGCGGGCCCUCGCCGGAGCCGCGUAUCGAGGACUCCGAGUGCCACCGGUCGCAGUCGGCGAUCUUCCUGAGGCAUUGGAAUCGCGGCGAGAACAACUCGUGCACGCGCACCGACCUCAUGUUCAAGCCCGUGCCGGACUCGAAACUCGCGCGGAAACGCGACGAACGCUCGCGGAAGCAGGCGGAGCGGGAGCGGGAGGAGCGCGAUCGCGCCGCCGCCGCGGCGCAGCAGGCCCGGAAGAUGACGACGCCCGAGAAGCAGCCCGAGGCGUGCAAACCGCCCAGCCGCGGUCCCCUCGAGCCGGUCGUCUCGCCUUACGACCGUUACGCGCGCCCGGGCUCCUACGCGGACACCCCGGCGCUCAGGCAGCUAUCGGAGUACGCUAGGCCGCACGCCGCUUUCUCACCCGCGAGACACCCGGGCCCGCCCGAUCCGAUGCUGCACUACAUUUACGGGCGCGAGGCCGCGGCGGCGCAACGGCUGGAGCUGGAGCACUUGGAGCGCGAGAAGAGGGAGCGGGAGAUACGCGAGCUACGCGAGAGAGAAUUGAACGAUCGUUUGAAGGAGGAACUGUUCAAGGGCACACCCAGGCCAAUGGCCACGCCGGUCGACCCGCACUGGCUGGAGAUACAUCGCCGGUACGCAGCCGCUGGUCUGGCGCCGGGUCCUUCGGGCCCCCCUCAAGCCUUACACCAAUUCGGCCUCUACGGGGCACCACCGGGUCCGAGUCAACUCGAGAGGGAACGACUCGAGCGACUAGGGAUUCCGACUGCAGCCGGCGGGGGGCCAGCGGGUGGAGCGGCUGGCCAUCCCGUGGCGGCUCAUCACCACGGCCAGCUGGAAGAACGGCUGGCUCUGGCCGCUGACCCGAUGGUCCGAUUGCAAAUGGCUGGCAUCUCGCCCGAAUAUCAUGCUCACACUCACGCGCAUACGCAUGCGCAUACGCACUUGCACUUACAUCCGGGACAGCAACAGGCCCAGCAACAGGCUCAGCAACAGCAGGAAGCCGCUGCGGCUGCGGCUGGAUUUCCUCUGCCGGCUGCGGCCGGCGCCAAUUACCCUCGUCCCGGUCUAAUGCCGCGCGAUCCCGCCCUGGCGCUUCAUCCGGCGGAACUCCUAGGAAGACCCUACGCGGACAUGGCAGCGCACCACGAACAACUGCAACGGCACCUCUUGAUGGAGCGCGACCGAUUCCCUCCGCACUCCCUCGUGGCACAUCACGAGGAGUACCUAAGACAACAGCGUGAGCGCGAGCUUAAAGUUCGCGCACUGGAAGAAGCCGCACGUGGAUCGCGUCAAUAAACAUAUAUAUUUUUAUUUAUAUAUGUAUAUAAUAUAUACAUAUAGCCUUCAUCACUUAGGCGCGAUAUAUUGUAUACAUAUAUCCGCGUAUAUUCCAUGUAUAUACGCGUGUAUUAUAUAUACAUACGUUUAUCGUUCUUUCGAGGCAUCCGACGAUCUUCCGAAGAGAGCCACUCGGGAUUUCGCUGUAAUCUACCAUCUAAGAUCAGAAAUUAUUUUUAUGGUCUUUCAGAUCGAUGUAAGCAAAGGAAUUAUAAAACACACACACACACACACACGCACGCAAACACACACACACACACACACACACACACACACACACACAUAUGCGCGGCGAGUAUGAUAAUUGUAAUUUUCUCGCGCUGUUGUAAAUAGUACAAGAUAUUUUAGCCCCGGCGCUAUAUCAUCGGUGCUGGCACGUUUCUUAGAGAGAUCGAGAUUUAUAUAUAUACAUAAUUGCGACAAAUGCUUGAUACAUAAGCUACUCUCAAGUUCUUUAGGUAUUACCUCGUUUUAAUUGCUCCUCCACGCUAUCAACGUCACCGCUCGUCGAUCGCGGCCGACCUCGCGACUGGCCUUGGCUUUAUCUUUACCUUUUUUUUUUUAAAUCUGAUUUUAAAUUUUAAUAUACAUGCCAAAGUGCUUGUGCGGAGUGAAAUUACACCGCGUUUUUUAUUCUUCCAUACCCGUGUAUAUAUAUAUACAUUUUAAAUACGUAGAAUAUAUAUAUAAAAGAUUGUAUAUAAAUAUAUGUAAUU